Molecule: messenger RNA, 1065 nt
Organism: Purpureocillium lilacinum
Lineage: Eukaryota; Fungi; Ascomycota; Sordariomycetes; Hypocreales; Ophiocordycipitaceae
Source: RefSeq, a predicted model, not a curated record
AUGAUGCGAAUCGCCGUUGCUGGCGGAGGCGGCCUGGGAUACCUGCUGGCGUCACAGCUCUCGCAGGCGGCAAACGCCUACAACGUCGUCGUGCUCUCCCGCUUUGUGCGUCUCCCUCCCCCGCCUCCCGGCCUUCCCCCUCCUCUGAGCCUCGAGGCGCCCCUGCAGCCCAACAGUUUUGCCAGGCCCGAGUUCCAGCCUUUCGGCAUCGCUGUCCAGGUAGUCGACUAUGGCGACCUGGCGAGCCUCGCGUUUGCGCUGCAGGGCGUCGACCUGGUCCUGUCGACGGUGACGGGCCGCCCACAGAUGAACCUCAUCCAGGCCGCCGCGCGCAGCCGCGUGCGCACCUUUGUGCCCGCCGAGUUCGAGGGGAGCUUGUCUCGCCGGCCAUCUUCGUCCUCGUCAUCCUCAUCUUCAUCCGACUCCUCCCACUGCGCGCUUCCCACGGAUCGCGCCUCAGCCAACUGCCUCGCCUUGCUGCGCCAGCUGGCCUCCCAGUCGCGGAUGCGCUACACGGUCUUCUCGUGCGGCAUGUUCAUGGAGCGGCUGCAUCCGUGCGGGCUGGGCUAUUUCGAGGCCGGGCGGAACGCCGCCGCCGACCGCCCAGCCGACUUUCUCGUCGACAUCUCGAGCGCGACCGCCGAGUACCCGGAUCGCGAUCCCAAGGGCCGCUCCGUCCGCGUUUGCAUGUCGAGCAUUUACGACGUGGCCCGCUUUGUCGUCGCCGCCGUCGAUCUCGGCCCCGAGCGCUGGCCGCACGAGUUUACCAUGCGCGGCGACCGCAUGACGGUGCGCGAGCUCGUCGACACCUGCAGCAUGGCCCGCAAUGUCGUAUUCAACCACCAGGUGCGCUCCGUGUCUGAGCUUCGCCAACUCGUCGCAUACCACGCCCACAACGGCGACACGGACCGCGCCGCCUACUACCAGCGCCUGGUGGCCACGGCCCUUGGCCGUUACGAUUUUAGCCGCGCCAACCUCAACGAGGCCAUCGACCACAGCGACCACAUUGAGAUGCAGCCUCUGCGCCUGAACCAGUGGCUGGUCACUGUGUGCCAGUCGAUGUGA